UAGAGUUUGGUCGCCAUCGCCAUGUGGAAUUUGAUUUUUGGGCAGUUGGAGUGUGUAUUGAGCCAAAAUAUUCUACUUUUAGAAUUGGGUUUGCAAAGAUGGCUACCUUUGUCACUUGUUUGGAUGAUAUUUAUGACACUUAUGGAACUUUAGAUGAACUUGAAAUAUUCACAGAAGCCAUUAAAAGGUGGGAUUUAGCAUCUAUGGAAGGACUUCCAGAAUUUAUGAAGUUGACAUUCAAAGCAUUUGAUGAGGGUGUGAGGGACAUGGCUCAAGAGGCUGAAAAAUCUCAAGGUAGAGACACACUUGACUAUGCGCGUAAAGUUUGGGAAGUUUACAUAGAUGCUUACUUUCAAUAAGCAAAGUGGCUUGCUAUGGGUUAUAUACCAUCUUUGGAGGAAUAUUUAGAGAAUGGAAAAGUAAGCU
Molecule: messenger RNA, 426 nt
Organism: Cryptomeria japonica (Japanese cedar)
Lineage: Eukaryota; Viridiplantae; Streptophyta; Pinopsida; Cupressales; Cupressaceae
Product: alpha pinene synthase, chloroplastic-like
Exons: 3
Coding region: 99-359 (86 amino acids)
Molecular function (GO): magnesium ion binding; terpene synthase activity
Source: RefSeq, a predicted model, not a curated record